AUGCCGCUCCUGCCGUACCCUGCCUUCCACGUUCCUGUUGCCGCCUCCGGCCGAGGGAGCGAGACUCAGGGACUCGUGGCCCGUAGAACCAGGAAUCAUAUAGGGGAGGGAUGGCUCAGGGGUCUGGAUGCAAACUCUGGAGACUUGAGUUUGAUUUUCACUGCCAUGGGUUUCCUGAAUCGUCUGUGGCAGGUGCGUUCCCUUCAAGCCACAUUUGGAGAAUUUGAAUCCAUGAUGAAAAUUGCUCAGCAGAAGCAGGAGGUUACUGAGAAGGCUGUUAAACAAGGGGAGAGUGAAAUAAAUCGGAUCAGUGAAGUGCUUCAGAAGCUGCAAAAUGAAAUUUUGAAAGACUUGUCUGAUGGCAUCCACAUGGUGAAGGAUGCAAGGGAACGAGACUUCACAUCUCUGGAAAACACAGUGGAAGAGAGACUAACAGAGCUAACCAAGUCUAUAAAUGAUAACAUUGCUGUAUUCACUGAAGUCCAGCAAAGGAGCCAAGAUGAAAUCAACAAUAUGAAAGUAAAGGUUGAUUCACUAGAAGAGGCAGAUGUGUAUAAACAUGAAAUUAAGGUGCUAAAAGAUGCUUUUGGUGAGAUGCAAGCAUCCAUGAAAACCAAAGAAAAGGACAUAGAGACCUUGAAGAGUACAAUAGACUCCAUGGAGUCUGAUGUGUAUACUGAAGUGAAAGAGCUAGUCAACCUCAAACAAGAACAUGAGAAAUUCAAAGAGGCUGCGGACACUGAACACCUUUCCUUAAAAGCUUUACAAGAGAAAGUUCUGAGAGCUGAGGAUUCUAUUAUGCAGCUCCCUAGUGACAUUAAAAGACUCGAUGAAGAUUUACUGCAAGUUAAAGCCGACCUCAACAAAUGGGAAGAAAAUGAACUCUUCAGAAAAGCAUUAGAAACUUUUGGGAAGAACAGUGAAGGACUGGAGUCUCGAUUGAGGCACAUAGAAGACAGCCUGGAGUCUCUAACUUCUGUUGCUGCUCAAAACAGUGAAAAGUUGCAAUCUUUCCUUUCUAAGGAGGCAGAAUACGAGAAUAAGCUCAGUGCCCUAGAACAAAGCGUUACUGCUCUUCAGGGGAUCUCAGAUAUGGACGUAACUUCAGUCACAGAUGUUCUGAAAAAUCUUGGUGAAUCACAGACCUCGCUGUACAAUGAUGUGGAAAACUUGAGGAGAAGCAUCAGUGACCUGCCAUCCUCCGGUGCUCUUCAGGAUGUCCAGAAGCAAAUUAGUAUUUUGUUGGAUCAAGCAAAUCUUCAGACAGAUCAAGCACAUGCUCAAGGUUAUCUUGAAAAAUUUUCUUCUGUGGAAGGCUCUGUAGAUGAACUGAGAUCUUCUGUCAGCCAGGUUGAUUCCGAUUUGAAAAUGAUAAGAACUGCAGUGGAUAGUUUAGUCUCCUACUCAGUGAAAAUUGAAAAUAAUGAGAACAACUUGGAGUCUGUGAAGAGCUCAAUAGAUGACCUGAGGAAUGAUCUGGAAAGGUUGUUUGUCAAAGUAGAAAAAAUACAUGAAAAAGUUUAG
This is a messenger RNA of Fulmarus glacialis (Northern fulmar), 1524 nucleotides long. It is a transcript of the gene CKAP4, whose product is annotated as cytoskeleton-associated protein 4. Bases 1 to 1524 code for a protein of 507 amino acids. The record is from RefSeq and is a predicted model, not a curated record. The transcript is spliced from 3 exons. Gene Ontology annotation, cellular component: rough endoplasmic reticulum. NCBI's taxonomy places the organism in Eukaryota, Metazoa, Chordata, Aves, Procellariiformes, Procellariidae.